This is a messenger RNA of Brassica napus (rape), 4058 nucleotides long. Its product is annotated as COP1-interacting protein 7-like. The transcript is spliced from 12 exons. Lineage: Eukaryota; Viridiplantae; Streptophyta; Magnoliopsida; Brassicales; Brassicaceae. Bases 442 to 3849 code for a protein of 1135 amino acids. The record is from RefSeq and is a predicted model, not a curated record.
UGUUCUCACGGUAUAGGCUACUUGUGUGUGUUCUGUCUCGUCAACAAAAAUGGUGAUUUGCUGUCUGAACAACGCCUUCGUCUCUCUCUCUCUUCUGAAUCUACUUUCUCGCUCCAAAAGUAGUUUUUAAACAAAAGAGAGAAGGAGAGAGACAUCAAAUCCACUCAGAAGCAACUAAAGAACAAAAAGGUUGUUCAGACAGUAACACCACCAUUUGUUAAAAGAGUUUGGAGGGGGGAGAAGAGUGAAGAAGACCAGAUAAAACACCGCCAUUGUUAGGGCUUUUUUUAAGAAGCCAAUAAUAGACAGCAGAGAAAGAGACAUUGUUGAUAGCGAAUUUGAAUCGGAAAGAGACCCCCCAAGAUCUCUUCUUUUUUUCCUUCCUUGUACUACCCUCAGGGGAGGACUUGGUGAUUUUUUUAUUGGCGAAAGAGGGAGAAGAUGAGACCAUCAAUACCUCUUGACUAUGCUCUCUUCCAACUCUCUCCAAAGCGCUCAAGAUGUGAAUUGUUUGUCUCUACUGCGGGGAGUACUGAGAAGAUUGUUUCUGGACUGGUGAAACCUUUUGUUGCUCAUUUGAAAGUCGCUGAAGAGCAGGUGGCCAGGGAAGCUCAGUCUAUAAGGUUACAAGUUGAGAGCAGUAAAAAUGCUGGAACUUGGUUUACUAAAGCGACGCUCGAGAGGUUUGUACGCUUUGUUAGUACCCCAGAGGUUCUUGAAUUGGUUAGCGCUUUGGAUGAGGAAAUGUCUCAGUUAGAGGCUGCCCGGAAAAUAUACGGCGAGGGGACUGGUGAUCACCGACCUGGUGCAAAAGAUGGCACAGAAACUACACCAGCGGCUGAUGUGACAAAGAAGGAGCUACUGAGAGCUAUUGAUUUACGGCUUGCAGCAGUUAGACAGGACUUGGAAACGGCUUGUAAUCGUGCUUCUGCUGCUGGUUUCAACCCAGUCACUGUCCCCGAACUUACUCAAUUUGCUGAUCGAUUUGGAGCCAGUCGCUUGAAUGACGCAUGCACCAAGUUUAUAGCAGUUUGCCAGAGAAGACCAGAGCUUAUGAGCUCUUGGAGGUUCAAUCGGGAACAAGAAGCUAUACGUUCGUCAUGGGAAUCUGAUAUGUCAAUUGAUGAUCCCAGUGAAGACCCAUCCAAAAACCUGGGAACUGGUAUGGAAGAGAAAAGUGUAAAAGCAACCAGAUACUCCCAACAAGAAGCAAAGGUGAUGCCAGAAAGUAGUCAUGGUGAAAAGGAUGAAGAAGAGGAAAAAACUCCUGUGCAAAAUGAGCCAUUAGCAAGUCAAACUAGGCAACUAACGAGACGGCUCAGUGUGCAGGAGAGGAUCAACCUAUUUGAAAACAAGCAGAAAGAAAACUCUGGAGGGAAACCAGCUGUGGUGGUGAAACCCACUGAUCUGAAAAGGCUCUCUUCUGAUUUAUCAUCUUCUGCAGGCGUGGAAAAAGCUGUGGUACGGAGAUGGAGUGGUGCUAGUGACAUGAGCAUUGAUUUGGGAAAUGAUAGGAAGGAUGGGGCUGGUGAUAGUCCCUCGUUGUCAUCAGUGUCCAAAGAUGGAAGUGGUAUAUCUUCAAAACAAUCUGUUGGAUGCAAUAAGAGAGAACAGAACGGAUUGAGUCAUGUUGAGAAUCCUCAUAGGAAUGAAGAUGAAUGUAGUUCAACCAAUUUAAGGAAAGACAAAGAGGUAGACUUGAAGGUGCCAUUGAGCACGGAAAGGCAAGUGGGACACAUAGAUGAUGAGUCCAAUAACAAAAUUGGCGGUUUUGAAUCAGAUAAGCAGGAUCAAAUACAGACUAGGGAUCCUCGGAGUCAUUCAUUGUCUACACUACAGCAGUUAAGUGGUAAUGAAUCUAGUCUCACUAGUGUUCGGAGCAAUGGAGGAACUGCGGAGUCUCCAAGGAGAGAACCUUCAGCAACUAGGCAAUCACCACCAGUAGAGGAUCGCCAGAGAAAGACACAAGUCUGUGGAGGUACUGAACAGAUGAGAAGACCACAUGGUAGAAGGGCUGAAACUGGUUCUGCCGAUGUAAAUAAAAAGCCACCUUCAGCCAUUAAUAUUAGUGUGUCAGACAUCUCAGAGAGUGAUACUUUGAACCAAAUGUCCAGUGCAGAGCUAGUUCAAAGGGCUAGAGCCUCUAAGGGAAGUCAAGAGCUGAAUGAUGAAUUGAAAGUGAAAGCAAACGAGCUUGAAAAGCUAUUUGCUGAACACAUGCUCCGUGUCCCCGGGGAUCAAUCCAGUUCUGUCCGUAGAGGCAAGCCUGUAAAGCCUAGUGAACAAGCUGUGACGUCACAGCUCAGAAGACCUGUAGCAGAGGAUCUAAUCACAAGUUCAAAUGAUGAAGACAAGUUCAAAACUCCACCAACUGUGAAGGCGGUUGCUAACAGUGACUAUGGAGAUACCACAAGGCAAAAAUUUCCAGAAAUCAGCUUUUCAGAUAGCUCUAGAGGAAAGUUCUAUGAGGAGUAUAUGCAGAAGAGAGACGCGAAGCUGAAGGAAGACUGGAGUUCAAGAAGGAGCGAGAAGGAAGCCAAGUUGAAGAUGAUGCAAGAUAUACUUGAUCGCAGUAACGCUGAGAUGAAAACUAAAUUUUCUCAGUCUACUGCAAGACGUGACUCAGAUGCUCGACGUGCAGAGAAGCUUGUGUACUUCAAUUCUAGGCUGAGUGCUAGAAAGGAUCAGCAUCCAAUUAGCUCAUUCCAGAGUGAAGAAGAGGAAGAUGUUUCCAGGAGCACACAGAAUAAGAAGCUACAACAAACCAAAAACAGUUCUCGAACCAUUACUACAUCAGCUUCACGCUCUGCAGCCAAAGUUUCUACACCCAGUUCUGCUAGGCGGAGAGGACAAGACAAGCUUCUUGCACAGUCAGUCCCUAACUUCGCCGAGUUCAAGAAGGAAGGCAUGAAGCAACCAGCCUCGGUAGUUGGGAGAAAUGGCGUCCGCUCACAGGCGAGAAGCUCUGCGAGACCGAAGGCUGUAAUAACUGAAGAAGAGAAGCUGAGAAGGCCGACAAAUUUCAGAAAAGUUGCUGCUGAAGCUGCUGCUCCAGAGGAUGAUGGUGUUUCUGUACCUUUGAGUCUUGAGCAAGAGCAUAGCGGGAGAAAGGCUUCAGAAGGAUCCGAUGCAUCAGACGAAAUGGAGAAAGAAGAGGUGGAAGAUGUGCUUGGUGAUGACACAGAAGCCGAAGCUUUUACUGACGCAGAAAACGAGAAAUCAAGACUUAGUCAAGACUUUGAAGAUGGUGAAUCUAUAGCUUCUCAGCUUGACCCUGGUUCAAACGCUGAGUUACCUGCUGUUAUAGCUUCUAGGCAUCAUCACCAAACCAUCGGUUCGUUUCUGGAUGCACGAGUGAAGCAGCAUCAGUAUCAAAACGAGGCAUCUGAGCUUGAUGCUUCAGUGGACUCACCAGUGGACAGUCCUACUUUCUGGAGCCUUAGCCACACAGAGAAUGAUACAACUCAAAUGAGAAAGAAAUGGGGAGCUGCUGAGAAUAAACAAGAUGUGACGAAAGGGUUGAAAAGGCUUUUGAACUUUGGAAGGAAGAACCGUGCGGCUGAGAAUUUGGCUGACUGGAUAUCUGCUACGACCUCUGAAGGGGAUGAUGAUACUGAAGAUGGACGUGAUCUUGCGUAUAGAUCAUCAGAAGACUUGAGAAAAUCGAGAUUCUUACAAACUCAGCCCUCUGAUGAUAGUUUCAACGAGAGUGAGCUAUUCAAUGAACAAGCCCGAACCACUAGCGCACCAUUGAGCUUUAAACUGAAGGAAGAUCAGAUGUCUGGAGCUUCUGUAAAAGCACCAAGGUCAUUCUUUUCACUCUCCAAUUUUCGUAGCAAAGGGAAAUGAUUUCGAAACCAAAGGUUCAUAGGAUCCAAGCGAAUGAAAAGAUAAAAGGAUUCUACAUGCUUCUUUGUUUCCUGGUCAAUGUAUCAUUGAGAAUAGUUUCUCUUGUAUUCAAUAUCAUCCUCUGUAUACUCUGUGAUAGUGGUUUUGAGCCUACUACAUUUGUAAAUUGUAUCAAACCUGAAAACAUGUCCUUAUCGGUUUGGUAUCAA